AUGGAAUCGCUCGGCGGCUUCGCAACAACGCCCAUCUCGACUCCAUCCCGGACCUCGACGCCCACUCCCGCCCAACCUGAGCCAGAGUCACCUACGCGGCAGGCGUUGACGGCGGCGCAGGGACUGGAGAAGGAGGUUGCGAGCGUGAUGGCGGGGUUCGGGAGCUUCUGGGGGCGGGUGAAGAAGCAGGGCACCGCCGCGCUCCAGACCGCCGAGAAGCAAUACGAAGCCGCCCGCGCCGACUUUACUCCGCUCCUCACCCAAGCCCGCUCGCAACUCGACCACCUCUCUGAACAGACGCGCGCAGAGCUGCAGCGUCUCUCGGAGGUGCCGGCGCCGACGGGCGGUUCUGGGGUGGUGAUUGGUGCGGAUGGCGUCCCGGUUAUCUUGGAUGAGGUUCCUGCCGCGCAGAGCAAGGUCGACAAGGGCAAGGGCGUCGAUCGGGAGGGUGAAGGUGAGGCUGAUACAACCGAGGGCGACGCACAGCACCAGCAGACUCCCGCAGCCGCCGCCUCCGCCUGGAUGGCCAAAUUCGGUUCCUCGCUCGCCUCGAACCCAAACGUCAAAGACCUCUCGCGCAACCUCUCGUCGCUCCAGUCCAACCUCUCGACCAACUUGCACCAAAUCCAGUCGCAGCUCUCGCACAUCGACCUCGCCGAGGGUCAGAAAGUUGCGGAGGGGUACUUGCACAAAGGCGAGGCGUGGUUUCAGGAGUUUUCGGCCGAGGUCGGGAAGUUGGCAAAGGAUGCGGUCAAGGUCGUGCCGCCUACGACGGCGGGUGGCGCGGGUGCAGCGGCGACGGGACGGACGUCGCUUGAGGGCGCGGCGAUGAACCGCCGCGACUUGCUGCUGUACAAGCUGCGCACCGACCCCGCCGUCUUCGUCCUCGACCCCGCCCAACCUCCUGCGGACUCGACAACCCCCGACCUCCGCGAACCCUUCGCCUCGUACCUCUCCGCCCUCGCCUCAUCAGGCGGCUUCGACUCGCCCUCUUUCCGCUCGCAAGUCGGUGCCGAACUGCAAGAAGCCGGCGAGCCUUUGCGCAAGACGCUCGACGAGGUCGUGCCUGCCCAGUUGAGCGAGGAGGCAUUCUGGACGAGGUAUUUCUUUAGGAAGGCGAGGAUUGAGGAGGAGGAGGAGAGGAGGAAGAAGGUGUUGCAGGUUGCCGAGCAGAGCGAAGACGACUUCAGCUGGGACAUGGAUGACGAAGAGACCGCCUCGUCCGCCGCCUCUCCUCGCCUUCCAUCAAACAGCCCCGCUCCCGUCGCCGCUCAACCCGCCUCUCUCACCGCCGUCGCUGCAACCUCCUCUGCGACGCCCGAAACCGCCGCUCCCGUCGCUUCGACCGGUCAGACUCCAGCCGUACACGACUCCCCAGCCGUUGCGGAGCCCAGCCCGCGCGCGAGUAGCGACGGGACAAGUAGCUACGAUAUGGUUAGUGCGAAGAGUGGGAAUCCGAGUGGGGAUGAGGCGGCGAAGGAGGCUGCGGCGGUCAAGAAGGAGGAGGAGGAGGACGAGGAUAGCGAUUGGGAGUAA
Molecule: messenger RNA, 1536 nt
Organism: Rhodotorula toruloides NP11
Lineage: Eukaryota; Fungi; Basidiomycota; Microbotryomycetes; Sporidiobolales; Sporidiobolaceae
Product: BSD domain protein
Exons: 4
Coding region: 1-1536 (511 amino acids)
Cellular component (GO): cytoplasm
Source: RefSeq, a predicted model, not a curated record